AUGGCGUCGGCGGUAGACACGGACGCGCAGCGAGCGCCCGGCGGCAGCGACCUGGUCGCCGAGACACCGGCCCCUGCCAGCGGCACACCUGCUGCACCGGCGCAGCCUACCGGCACCACCGCAACAACCACCGGCAGCGGCAGCGGCCAUGGCGACGGCGGCCAGGACGACGACGACGACGACGGGCACCUCGCGUCGUCGAUGAUGUCCCUGACGUCGGUCACGUCGCCGCCGUACUGGCUCAACUCGGGCGUCCACCAGCACCAGCGCAGCGCCUCGAGCCUGUCGGCCGACUCGCUGCCCGCCGGGGCCAUCACGCUGCGCGACAACGACACGAGCGAGCACAACGACCGCAACGACGCCUGCUGGGCCAAGAGCGUCGAGAUUGUCGACUAUACCGUCGUCAACGGCAGCGCGACCAACAUCGGCGCCUUUGUCGUGUGGAUCGUGCGUGUCGAGACGCUCAACGGCAGCUACAUGAACAUCCGGAAGCGCUACUCCGAGUUUGACGACCUGCGUCGGCGGCUCAUGCAGUCGUUUCCGGGCUUUGGUGCCGCGGUCCCGGAGCUGCCGCCCAAGAGCGUCAUCUCCAAGUUCCGGCCCAGGUUUCUCGAGAAGCGGCGGGCGGGCCUGCAGUACUUUCUCAAUUGCAUCAUGCUGAACCCCGAGUUUUCGGGCUCACCGGUCCUCAAGGAGUUUUUGUUCUCAUAA
Molecule: messenger RNA, 711 nt
Organism: Purpureocillium lilacinum
Lineage: Eukaryota; Fungi; Ascomycota; Sordariomycetes; Hypocreales; Ophiocordycipitaceae
Product: PX domain-containing protein ypt35
Cellular component (GO): endosome
Molecular function (GO): phosphatidylinositol-3-phosphate binding
Source: RefSeq, a predicted model, not a curated record